Messenger RNA from Penicillium cinerascens, 255 nucleotides. RefSeq lists its product as uncharacterized. The record is from RefSeq and is a predicted model, not a curated record. The transcript has 3 exons. NCBI's taxonomy places the organism in Eukaryota, Fungi, Ascomycota, Eurotiomycetes, Eurotiales, Aspergillaceae. Bases 1 to 255 code for a protein of 84 amino acids.
AUGUACGCCAACAACGCCCAACAAGUCAUCAUCCUCUCCCUAAAACCCGGCGACUUGCUGGGUCUCCCGAAUGGAAAUAUGGGCUGUGUCAAGUUUGGUAGUAAAAUCCCAUGGCAGAUCAAAGAGACUUUCGGCGACCAGUCAUAUUACCUCACUGGUGUCUGGCUGCAGCAAACUGGUAUCACUAUUCAAAUUCUCAACCUGGAGACUACUGGCGAGGAAGCGUCCAACAACCCGGACCACGAUGCUCAUUAA